Molecule: messenger RNA, 471 nt
Organism: Verruconis gallopava
Lineage: Eukaryota; Fungi; Ascomycota; Dothideomycetes; Venturiales; Sympoventuriaceae
Exons: 1
Coding region: 1-471 (156 amino acids)
Source: RefSeq, a predicted model, not a curated record
AUGGCUGCAUUUCAAAGUCAGGCAGCAGAGUCGCCAGCAACAAUGACUCAUGCUGAGCUUCAAACAAUACUCGCUCAAAUGAGUCACAGCAUCUGCACUGUUACGAACCAGGUUCACGAAUACGGCAAAUUGCUUCAAGAGUGUCGAAGUAAAGUGGCCGAAGAGCAGAGAAUAUGCUCGAUCUACGAGAGCCUCUAUGCAGCAGAGUUAGCUGACCACGCAAAGAGUUCCCAAACUCUUCAGAAAUUAACGCAGGUGUGCAGCAAGCUGCACGACGAAAUUCACCGGGAAAUAAGCCCAGAUCGUAGGAGACUUGUCCCUCCCGAAGCACCAGAGUCCACGACUUCCGAGGCAGAUGAAAUUUACCAUGACUCCGCCAUGUUUAUGGAACUUUUCGGGGAGGAGCUUCCUCUCGACUGUAAUUAUGAUGAUUUUUGGUCUCCAAAAACAAUCAACGGCCUAGAAGAUUGA